This is a messenger RNA of Spea bombifrons (plains spadefoot toad), 966 nucleotides long. RefSeq names its product syntaxin 8 (gene STX8). Gene Ontology annotation, cellular component: endomembrane system; SNARE complex. The record is from RefSeq and is a predicted model, not a curated record. NCBI's taxonomy places the organism in Eukaryota, Metazoa, Chordata, Amphibia, Anura, Pelobatidae. Gene Ontology annotation, biological process: intracellular protein transport; vesicle fusion. The coding region runs from base 25 to 732 and encodes 235 amino acids. Gene Ontology annotation, molecular function: SNAP receptor activity; SNARE binding. The transcript has 8 exons.
GUGAAAGAACUGUUUCUUGUCGCUAUGGCUCCCGACCCGUGGUUGGCUGCCUAUGACAGCGCACAUGGCCUGGCUCAGGAGAUUGCUGAGAAAAUCCACGAGCGCAAUCGCUGUCUGAGGAACGGAGAGAAUCCUGUUAAGGUGAACGUGACCGUGAGGUCGCUCACGCAGAACCUACAUGGGAAGAUUGAACACCUGAAGGAGGCUUUGCUCAGAUCCGUGUCAAUGCGUCAGAUAACACAACUGGAAGGGGAUCGUAGACAGAACAUGGUGGAUGAUCUCGUCACCAAAGAGAAGCAACUGCAAAUGUUAUUCAAAAACGACGGAGCAGAGCCCGACGUCGUGAGGUCGAGCCUGAUGAGUGGCGGAAGGCCUUCUCGACAUAACCCCUGGGUCUUGGAAGAGCCGGAGGAGACCCGAGGACUUGGGUUUGGGGAAAUUCAGCAGCAUCAGCGGCGGAUCAUAGCAGAACAAGACGCCGGCCUGGAGGCCCUCUCCUCCAUCCUUACCCGACAGAAACUGAUGGGCCAGGAUAUCGGGAACGAGUUGGAAGAACAAAACGAAAUUAUCGACGAUCUCGCCAACCUGGUGGAAAACACCGACGGGAAAGUCCGCAGGCAAACGCGGAACGUAAAGCUGGUAGAUAAGAAAUCCGGCUCUUGCGCCAUGUUGUUGGUCAUUGUUUUACUACUCAUCGCUAUUGUGGUGGUUGCCGUUUGGCCAACUAAGUAACAAAAGCCCUCGAGGGGCAGGCAAGCGAGUUCUGGCGAAGAAAUCCCGAUUAUCCUGAUCUGAGAGGAGGCAAAUCCACCGUCCAGCUGCUGAGACGCUUCUCUUAUCUCGCGGGUCUUGGAUUCACGACCUGCCCUUGGACUUUGAAGCCACUUUCUGGGAUGUCACCGGUGGUGAGUCGUUACAGAGUGACCUCUAAAGCCACUAAUCCUGUCUACAAACUUUAUUCAGAGA